CGCCUGUCACUAUGGCACCGCACUAUAAUUCUGCCGUAGUAAGUUUUAUAUUUUUGUCGUUGCUGGCAUUUCAAGUCAGCAUUUGUUUAUCCGAUAUCCAAAUAAGUUCAAACGAAACAACAAUGGCAGCAUCUGCUGUGGCCAAACCUCUGUUUGCCUGCGAUUUCGAGGUGUUUGGACGUGUACAAGGUGUUUUCUUCCGCAAGUACACGGAGAGCCAGGCAAACAGCCUGGGCGUUAGAGGUUGGUGCAUGAACACCAGAGAUGACACGGUUAAGGGACAAUUGGAGGCACCGCUUCCCCAGCUAAACGAAAUGAAACAUUGGCUAGAGACCAAAGGGAGUCCAUCGUCCAUUAUCGAAAAGGCAACGUUUUCGGCGGCCAAGGAAAUUCCCGACUAUACUUUCAGUGGCUUUUCCAUUAAGCGCUAGAUCCCAAAACACGUUGCAAGCUCAAUACAUAACUUAUUUUCGGUUUAUUUAGAGUUCCUUAAACUAUGUAAUGUGAUGUGAGUGCAUGCACCUAAAUAUCCUAUCCUCCAGUAGACUCGAUUUCAAAACGUACAGCAUAUAAAGGUCAUCUAUAAGUGAUUCAGCCCAAA
Drosophila guanche is the source of this 601-nucleotide messenger RNA. Its product is annotated as acylphosphatase-2-like. Gene Ontology annotation, molecular function: acylphosphatase activity. The transcript is spliced from 4 exons. NCBI's taxonomy places the organism in Eukaryota, Metazoa, Arthropoda, Insecta, Diptera, Drosophilidae. The coding region runs from base 12 to 431 and encodes 139 amino acids. The record is from RefSeq and is a predicted model, not a curated record.